Molecule: messenger RNA, 1950 nt
Organism: Mya arenaria
Lineage: Eukaryota; Metazoa; Mollusca; Bivalvia; Myida; Myidae
Product: forkhead box protein D1-like
Exons: 1
Coding region: 154-1767 (537 amino acids)
Biological process (GO): regulation of transcription by RNA polymerase II; cell differentiation; anatomical structure morphogenesis
Molecular function (GO): RNA polymerase II cis-regulatory region sequence-specific DNA binding; DNA-binding transcription factor activity, RNA polymerase II-specific
Source: RefSeq, a predicted model, not a curated record
CUUGAAGUUGUUUAAUGUAUAACUACGAAGCAAAUCGUAAUAUGAGACAUUUUCUCUCUCGACAAAACAUAUUUUGGAAUACUUAAAUGCAAUAUCGUUAUAAGUAAUUGUGCAAAAAAUAAAUAUAAACAUUACAAAAGAUUGAAUUGUGCAAUGAGAUUUGAAGGAGGGCAGCCUGUCAUGGACGUUCGCACGAACAGCUUUGAGCAUCAGGCAUACAUGGAGCAGCGGCUACACCAGAGCAACACCUCACCAACUGCAGGUAGUGACCCGCCGAUGAAAAACAUUGACCAUGGAAUAUCCGUAGAUUUGACGGUUUCUAAAAACAAUACUUGCAUUACGGAGUCUCGAAAUCAUGUGGCAAGCGCAUUUAGUAAAGAAAUUUCCAGUGUUCAAACACCGGCUGGUUUUAACGUGACAACCCCGUAUUUAUUUCAAAGAACGGACACCAAAGAGAACUCAACUGAAAAUUUGGAUCGUUAUCCUGCGCGUUCCUCAACCCCAGUGGAAAGUUUCGACAGUGAUCACGAGGAGCUGGAUCCCGUGGGGGACGGACAGGGCUCGCUCGGAUCCCCCGCGCAGUCGCCUAUUGCGUCGCCGGCAUCUCCAGGAUCCGACAUUGACGUGUCGGCAGAGUGUGGUGAGUUUCACGACGAUUCAAUGGAGGAUGGUCUUUCUAUGAGCGAGGCGAACAUGAUCAUGUCGAAUGCCUCUGGGACAAAUAACAAGAAAAAUGGCAAAGCAAAUCUAGUUAAACCGCCAUAUUCUUAUAUAGCGCUUAUAACAAUGUCAAUUUUGCAGUCGGACCAAAAGAAAUUGACAUUGUCGGGAAUUUGUGAAUUCAUUAUGAACCGGUUCCCGUACUACCACGACAAGUUUCCUGCCUGGCAGAACAGUAUCCGUCAUAAUCUUUCUCUAAAUGACUGUUUUAUCAAAAUACCCCGUGAGCCGGGAAACCCGGGCAAAGGCAACUACUGGACUCUGGAUCCUGCCAGCGAAGAUAUGUUCGACAACGGGAGCUUCUUACGCCGACGGAAACGCUACAAGCGUCAGCAACUGGAGCAAAUGAUGGCACAAUCCUCUGGCUACAUGAGUGGCUCGCAGUCGUUUUUCCACCAUCACGGUUUCAUGCCCCAGAGUUCACAUUCCAGCGGCAUGAGCGUUGGCGGGUUUCCCUACCCGUACAUGUCGGGAUCAUUGGCGUCACAUCUACCAUAUGUCACACAGAACGAGCUUGCACGUGCUCAGAGCGAAAUGGCGCGUGCUCAAGUCGGACACCACCCCGCCUACCUGUCACCUCCAAUCAGCCAUUCGCUCUCAACGUCGCCUGUUCAUCCACUGACGCCAUCUCCCGUUGCAAAGUCACCAGUGGCGUCACCGACGUCAACAUCAUCAACGUCCUCAUCUACGCCAAAGGCAUUCUCUAUUGACAGUAUUAUCGGCAAUAAACGUGACACUUCAGGAAAGAAGUCGCCACAGUCUAGUCCACCACCACCGGCGUCGAUAACGUCAUCGGCACCAUCAGCUAUCUUGCCGUUCAAAACAAACAUUCCUACGGUAGCUGGAUUGAACGGCAUAAACCCCCUGGCGGCGUCACUCCGCGCAGGGGCCAUUGACAUUGGGCGCUUUGGAAACGGAAGUGCUUACUUGGCUCCCUAUAUGAAUCAGGCGGCCGCAGCGGCCGCAAUGAAUGCUCUUGACAUUGAAAAAUACCGCCAGUACCUACAAAUGUACGGUCUGCAAGGUUUGCAUGCCUGGCAGAGGUGAGAUCGCAUCAUAGGGCAGUGGUAGGCUAUAUUUCGUUUCAAAACAUUAAAAUGUAGUACUGUGUAUUUUGAAGAGCUAUUGAAGCUUAUAUAGCUUUUACUGAAAAAAACUUAUUACAUUUAUCUUUCUUUAAAAAAGCGCCCUAAUUCUGAUUUACAUUUAUUACACAUCAGUUGAACAGCA